Molecule: messenger RNA, 396 nt
Organism: Hibiscus syriacus
Lineage: Eukaryota; Viridiplantae; Streptophyta; Magnoliopsida; Malvales; Malvaceae
Exons: 1
Coding region: 1-396 (131 amino acids)
Source: RefSeq, a predicted model, not a curated record
AUGGAUCCUCUCAAACAGUUUCCGAGCACUGAAGAAUUUAGUAACAUCGAGUCGGGGUGGACAAGGUACUUGGCUUUUUCUUCCGUGGAAGAUGAUUUCAGAUGGAGGGAAGACAACAUCAAAGAUGAUGAUGGUGAAGAAGCCAGUGAUGAUUCGACGGUAUCCGAUGCCUCGUCUGCCCCGAGUCGGCAUCGGUAUGAACACAAGGAUGAUCAAGGUAAAGGUAGUCAAGGCCAUGGCCAUGCUAAUCUCAAGCAUGAUAAGGGCGAUUAUUCUUCAUGCAAGGAAGUAAAGAAAGAGGUUGAAAGGGGCGCCAAAAACAGUGGUGAACCCAAGCAGAGACUCCGCAGUCGACCGAAACAUCAGGCUGAGAAAGUCUGGAAACAUCACAAGUAG